AUGAGUCGAAAUUCACAAUUUCGACCGGAUCGUGAGCCCUUACAAGAUCACCCGGCUCUAGCGCUUCGUCGAAGUCAUGUCUCUGGUCCUUUCUCAUUCCUGAAUCCCACAUGGGCCUGGUACGCACCUACCACUGACCACCGGGCCGGUGAGACGUCAGAGCCCAGACCCAGCCCCUCUCCGCCAGCACACGUCCAACAUCUCUGGCGAUCUCGCGAUAAUCGCAAGGGGCGUCAUGCAUUACGUGUCGACUAUCGUGUAUCUCCGGAGGAAUCGGAGUUCGUGUGCCCGCAGCCAACUUCCACUUGGCAGACGGUUGCAAGGGGUAUUCUCCGCAUGGCGACCCACGUGCCUUAUUGGGAUGUAUCUUACUUGGUCGCGGUAACGUUCACUCUCGGAUCGGUGGUAUGGAUCAUCAAUGCUUUUUUCGUGUGGUUACCUCUUGUAGACCCGAAGACCGAGUUUUCCGGUGAGUCUCUAGACGGCGGCGGCAUCAGUGCGUUGAUCGGUGCGACUAUUUUUGAGAUCGGAAGCGUGCUGCUGCUCCUGGAGGCGGUCAAUGCAAAUCAAACGGGCUGUUUUGGCUGGGCGCUUGAAACGGAGUUGAAGAAGGCUGAGAAUAAUAAGUCGCGUUCCGUUGCUGUCACUCAACUCAAACCCACCCUGCAUGAAUGUCGCCACCACCAUGCGAACAAGAAAAAUCUCGUCGGAGCAGGAAGACAUUUACAUCAUCACAUCUCUCACGAUGAUACUGCUGGAUAUACGACCUCAUCUCCGACCAGCGACGAGUCAUUCCGCUGGUUACCAUCGUGGUCGGAACUGAAGUCGCAUUACAUACAUGAGCUGGGGUUCCUCGCAUCUCUCGUGCAAUUUCUUGCGGCGACGAUAUUCUGGAUCGCGGGAUUCACAGGAAUGCCUGGUAUAAACAAUCAUUUAAGUCAAGGCCUAGCGGAUGGAGUGUACUGGGUACCUCAAAUAGUUGGUGGGAUCGGGUUCGUCGCAAGUGGCCUGCUGUUCACAUUGGAAACUCAGGAAAGAUGGUACAAGCCAGCAUUCCAUGUUCUAGGAUGGCAUAUUGGUGCUUGGAAUUUUAUAGGGGGUAUUGGAUUCACUCUUUGUGGUGCGCUGGGUCCAGCGAUUGGUCACUCUGGUAUUGAGUACCAGGCUACGCUGGCUACAUUCUGGGGCUCAUGGGCGUUCAUGAUUGGGUCUACGAUUCAAUGGUUUGAAAGUUUACAGAAACAUCCUGUUGAGACGAAAGGGAAUCCCAAAUUGGCAGCUUCUUGA
This is a messenger RNA of Penicillium waksmanii, 1287 nucleotides long. RefSeq lists its product as uncharacterized. The transcript has a single exon. The coding region runs from base 1 to 1287 and encodes 428 amino acids. The record is from RefSeq and is a predicted model, not a curated record. Lineage: Eukaryota; Fungi; Ascomycota; Eurotiomycetes; Eurotiales; Aspergillaceae.